Molecule: messenger RNA, 750 nt
Organism: Aspergillus ochraceoroseus IBT 24754
Lineage: Eukaryota; Fungi; Ascomycota; Eurotiomycetes; Eurotiales; Aspergillaceae
Exons: 3
Coding region: 302-697 (131 amino acids)
Source: RefSeq, a predicted model, not a curated record
CAAAGCCCCGCCGAUAUUCCACCUGAGUGUAGUAAGUCACAGAGACUUCGAAGCUGCAGCACACAAUCCCAGGCACCAGUCAACAGUAACACAGCCUGGAGGCCUUGACGAGGCUCCCAGUUUGUCAGGAAGCAGGAGUCUAGAUACUAACUAAGGUCUCUAAACGAACGCUGAUUUAAUAGGCCUUUUGACCUUGCCUUGACUUCCCAGACUUCUAUCUACCAAACACCUCUCUCUCCACUCACCUCUCGGACAUUUGAUUUGUACAUUCUUCAACUAAAGAUCAGCCAUGAGCCUAAACAUGUCGGAAACCAGGCCAGUUGAGCAGCUAUUCCUAGAGUUUCCCAUCCAGCUAGUUCUCAACCCCCGCCCGGGCACCCAGUUCCUAGAGCCGUGGGCGAGCAUGUAUGUCGAUGCUAUACGUGACACUCGAUUUGGGGACGCGGUAUGGGCACGCUACCAUAUCUCUGGCGAUGUAGAAAACGGGAUCGUGGGCGGGUCAAAUGGUAUGACGGUGCUCGAUGUUAUCAAGGAAGAUGCUCUGUCAUACAGGGUGAACGAACCGGAGGAAUACUUUAAGGCUUUAUUGUUUUAUGCAAAUACUAGCAGUGCCGACGGGCAUGCCGAUGUGAUCGAGGUUAUUACCCACCUGGACGAGGGGGAAAUUGCUGAGUUCAAGGCCAAAGAAGAAGCCUGAGAGGCGCCUACGAUUUCAUGUUCAUAUUUAUAAUGUCAGCAGAUUGUCUGAAA